AAAAAAGAGAGAAAAGAAAAAGUCACUCCCCUUCCGCAGUUUCCAAAAACCCUAAUCCCGCGCGACCCUCCUCGCUCUCACGGUCUCACCGCUCUCGCCAAAACCCUAAUUACCCUUCCACCCUCUUUCUCCUCGAUCUCCGCCAUCAUUUGCGGCGGCGCACGCGGCACCGGCGAGAGCGGCGCCGCCAAUGCGGGGAGAUCUCCGGGGAGCGCGGUGAAUGCGAGGCGAUCUCCGUAGGGUUCGGUCCAUUUCGCGCUAGGUUCGGUUCGGCCACUCGAGCUCAUCGUUUCGGCGAUGGAGGGCGGCGGCGGAGGAGGAGAGGCGGCGCGGCUGGAUCCUGCCGGGGCCCCGGGGGCGUCGUCGUCCCCGUGGAGGAAGACGCAGGCGGCGUCAGCGCCGGCGCCGGCGCCGGCGGAGGGGAGGAGCGCCGAGGGGCCGGUGAUGGGAACGGAGUCAUGGCCCGCUCUAGCGGAUGCGAGGCAGAAGGGGCCGGCGUCAGCGGCGCCGGCCGCGAAGGGCUCGGGUCCCGAGAACGGGGCUGCGGCGGCGCCGCCUCCGCCUCCUCCGGCACAGGGAUCAACUGGCCCGCAUAAAUCGGAUGGAUUUAAUAGUAAUCCUCCCAAUAAGUAUCAUCGAUCACAUCACCGUAGAAAUGGCCCCAAGCAUUAUCCUCUUGCAUCCGGUGCACCACCAUUCCCUGUACCUUUGCCCUAUCAUCCGCAGCCCGGACAGCCAAUGAUGUACCCUAUUGUACAUCACCCACCUGUGAUGGUUCAUGAAUACAGAUAUCAGGCCGGCCCUUUUGUUCCAAUUGGUCAAGCUAGAGGAGUUGACACAACUAGGAAUUUGCCGCAACCUCCGCCAAGAGGGGAUCCAAAUACAUGGGGCCCGGGUGCCGGCACUUUUGGUAGUAGACCUCAUAAUAUUCAUGAACCUGGCAGCCGUUAUAAUCCACCAUUGUACAACAUGAACAUGCCACGUGGCAUUGGACCCAGGACUUUCUUUAGGCCGGUUUCACCCAAUUUUGGUUUCGCUCCUGGGUUUGUCCAUGGACCUGCCUUUCCUGGUCCUCCACCUCCUCCUGCAAUGUAUUAUGUUCCUGCUGUUCCUCCAGAAAUAGUAAGAGCUCCUCAUUUUAUUGCGCAUCCUCCCAGCCCAGCCCAUGCAGAUCUGACACCUUCAGAAGUAGAGUUGAGAGAGAAAAAACCUUCAGAAAAAGAGUUGAAAGAGAAAAAAUCUCCAGAAGAAGAGUUGAGAGAGAAAAUAUUAAACCAAAUCGAGUACUAUUUCAGUGACAAAAAUCUCCCAACGGAUGGUUAUUUGCUAUCAGUACUGGAUGAACAGGGAUGGGUUUCAAUUUCUAUAAUUGCUGGGUUUCGUAGAGUUAGGAAUUUGACAACAGAUGUACCUUUAAUCCUUGGUGCUUUGCGGAGUUCAAGUUUAAUUGAAGUUCAGGGUGACAAGAUAAGGAGGCGUAAUGACUGGCAUAAGUGGGUUUCAAAUUCAACAAAUUCCGUGUCUAUGGAGAGCCAACCCAUUAUCACCAUGGAGAGCAAGGAUAAAGGUGCAAUGGAUAACAGUGGGAUAUCUAAUGAAACUGCUGAGUCUCAAGCUACAUGUAAAAGCCAAGAAGAAAAAUCUAAUAUACAAGAUAAGAGUGUUUUAGAAUGGAAUGUGGUGAAGGCACAAACCGCUGCUGCAGACUCACAAGAGACUGCCGCUCUUUCUGCUAACUGUGGUAUUGAAGUAAAAAAACUACUCAUGCAGUCAAGUGGGAGAUCUGAGAUGCAAAAUAUAGAUGGUUUUACUAAUGGUUUGGUGAUUGAAUCCCCUUCCUUUUGUGGGGAUCAAAGCACAUUCAUGCUUGAUGAAGAGCUGGAGUUAGAGCAGACAUCUGUUGAAAAAGGUCAUAAUUGUCCAAAUGGAAGGGUUGACGACGAGGAAGAUGAAAUGGAUGUUAAUGAUCAGGAUGUGCAUAGAUUAAUAAUUGUUACCCAAGAUAUCAGGAUAGACAAAGAUGAUAAAGCUGGAUCAAGGGAGUCAAAAUCAAUUUCGAAUGAGCUUGCAUCUGCUAUAAGUGAUGGCCUUUAUUUUUACGAGCAGGAGUUGCAAGCCAAACGCUCUGGUAAUGAAAACAUUUCCAGAGCAGAGGUGCGAGAUGGUGGUUCUAGACAUUCUAACUUUGGAAGCCACACUACAGAUUCAAAGGGCAGUACGACAGUAUCUGGUAAUAAUGGCUACAAGGACACCGGACAUGCUACUUCUCGGAGGCGACAUAAUAAAGGGAACAAUAGCCAGACACAUGCCUCACAGAAACAGCGCUUGUUUCCGAGUAAUUUUAGAUGUUAUCCCAAUGGUCGCAAUCGUCAAGGAAUUGUCUCGGAAAGUCCCCCAGGCACCUCUAUUGGCUUUUUCUUUGGAUCUACCCCACCUGAAAAUUGCGGCCCCAUUUGUUCAAAGUUGAGUAGUUCUUCUCUUGCUUUUCCACCCGGGAGCAGCCCGCCUGUGGGUUCGAUGCCAAAAUCUUUCCCACCAUUUCAGCAUCCAAGUCAUCAGCUUCUAGAGGAAAAUAAAUUUAAGCAGCAAAAGUAUUUCAAGUUUCACAAGCGUUGCCUUAACGACCGCAAGAAAUUAGGAAUUGGUUGUAGUCAGGAAAUGAACACACUGUAUUGGUUUUGGUCAUACUUUCUGAGAGAUAUGUUUAAUAAAUCCAUGUACGAUGAGUUUCGCAAGCUGGCUCUGGAAGAUGCAGCCGCCAAAUACAAUUAUGGGCUUGAGUGUCUCUUCAGAUUUUACAGCUACGGUUUGGAGAAAAGCUUUAAAGAAGAUAUAUAUAAAGAUUUCGAGCAGCUUACGCUCGAGUUCUACCAGAAGGGCAAUCUCUAUGGCCUUGAAAAAUACUGGGCAUUUCAUCAUUACCGAGAUAGUAGUAAACCACUGAAGAAGCAUCCGGAGUUGGAGAGGUUGCUGAGGGAGGAAUAUCGAACCCUAGACGAUUUCAGAUCCAAGGAAAAGGUGGGAAAGGCUGGGGGAAAAGAGUGUAUUAGUAGCACCACCAGCAGCAGCAGCAACAGCUCGACGGAAAAAGAAAGAGAUCAUGCCACUGCUUGUCAUAGCUAAAAUUUUUUUGGUGAAUCUGAUGACAGAAAAGGAGUAAAUUUUGUUCCGUUAAGAGGUUCUGAUGAUGCCACAUCUGUGCAGAUUUUGCCGUCCCCUGCCGGUAGUAAUUGUGGCUGAAUUUGGAGUUAUUUUAUUUUAUCUUCUUUUUCUCCAUCCGGAUUUGUACAUAAAAAAAGGAAGUUAAUAAUUGCUUCAUCUUCUGGAAUUUGUAGAAAUUAAUGAAUAAUAGAGUUCCGAAUUAGAGAGAUGCUUCACUAUGA
Ananas comosus (pineapple) is the source of this 3383-nucleotide messenger RNA. Its product is annotated as la-related protein 1A-like. The transcript has 14 exons. The record is from RefSeq and is a predicted model, not a curated record. NCBI's taxonomy places the organism in Eukaryota, Viridiplantae, Streptophyta, Magnoliopsida, Poales, Bromeliaceae. Gene Ontology annotation, biological process: mRNA stabilization. The coding region runs from base 298 to 3123 and encodes 941 amino acids. Gene Ontology annotation, molecular function: RNA cap binding.